UUUAAAAUGUAAACAAAUUUUUAUUAGUAUUACUAGUAUUGCUACUAUGUACUUUUAAUAUAUAGUAUACCAUACUUUACACACAUGCGCGCGCGCAUGAUAUGUGCAGACAUUUCGUGAUGGAGGAUGUUUCAACAAAAGGAUUUAACGAAGAGUAUAGUAAUUAACUUGAAUUUUUGGGAACAAUGUGCUUUAAACAUUCCAUGUUCUUCGUAUUUUUUAUAUUAUUCGUGGGUAAAACUAAUGUAAAUGGUUUAGAUCCCAGUGAUAUAGUUAUUGUAAUAUUAGAUCAAAAGGAAGGUUAUCACAUGGCACAAGCUGAAAUGUUAAAGAAAAAUAUUUUUGAACAAGCAGAUGCUCUUGAUAAGGAUCCUCCCAAAAUUAUUUUAUCUCAUAAAUUAAAUAUUAAUGGAUCUUGGGCAAUAAUACCACUUCUGAAUCAUUUGUCAGAUACAUAUCCUGCUUCAAAAUGGUUUUUCUUCUGUCUGGAGAAUACUGCAAUUAGAUUGAGUAAAUUAUUGGGUAUUCUUUCUAAGUAUAAAGAAAAUAAAAAUAUAUGGAUUGGUCAUGCAUUGUAUGAUCAAGAACCAACUAUCAUACAUCAUUUUGCAGAGCAUAAGAAAAAAUUUAAAUAUCCUCAUAUAGCUUCAGGUUUUGCAAUAAGCUCAACUUUGUUAAUUAGUUUACUACAUAAAAUUAAUGAAGGUGGUAAACCUAAAGAUGAUUUUUCAAUUGAUGCAUCAUAUGAAUUUGCAUCUUUUGUAUUAAAAAUUGAUAAAGGAGUACGAUUAACACACGUAUCUGAAAUAUGUAUUAUAUCUAGUUCUGACUGUGCUACAUAUCCAAGAUUUUUUCAUCCAUGUGGUUCAUCUGUGACCACUGAAAAUAUAUAUUUUGCUGUAAAAACUUGUGCAAAAUUUCAUACUGAAAGGAUUCCUGUGAUUAAAAGAACAUGGGCAAAAUAUGCUACAAAUAUCGGUUAUUUUAGUGAUGCUGUUGAUAAACAUUUACCAGAUACUUUCAUUGUACCAAAUACAACACAAGGGCAUUGUGCAAAAACAUACAGUAUUUUAGUAGAAGCAGAUAAAAUAUUGAGAAGGAAAAAUUUAGAUUGGUUAAUAAUCAGUGAUGAUGAUACGAUCUUUAGCAUGGCGCGCAUGUUACGUUUAUUAACAUGCUACAAUCCAAAAUCUCCAGUUGCUAUUGGAGAACGAUAUGGUUUUCAACUUUGGGACAAUGCUUACGGGUAUGAAUAUUUAACAGGUGGAGCAGGUGUUGCUUUAUCUGCACCUUUAGUUCAUAAAAUGAUAAAACCUGGUGGAUGUAAUUGUCCAUCAUCUACAACUCCAGAUGAUAUGUACCUUUUUGGAAUAUGUUUAGCGCGAAUGAAGGUGCAAGUAGUACAUUCACCGAUGUUACAUCAAGCUCGUCCUUCGGACUAUGCACCUGCCUAUCUUGCUUCACAAGAGCCUAUAUCGUUCCAUAAAUUUUGGAUGAUUGAACCUCAAAUGGUUUAUAACGAAUGGUUUGCAGAAGCAGAUAAAGUUUUAAUUACGGUUAGUAGACACACAGAAUUAUAAUAUUAUUACAAUUUACUACUCAUUUUCCAAGUAUUUUAUAAUAAAAUAUAUAAGAAAUUAAUUAGUUAAUUAUGACAGAAUUUUGUAAUAAAUUUUUAUUUUCCAAAUGUAUAAUUUUUAUAUAAUAAAAAAUAUUAAAAAUAUAGCAACAAAAAAUAUUAAUUAUAUGUUAUGUACGUGUCAUAAUUUUGAUCGUACUAUUUCUCUCCACCAUGACGGCCGUUCAAAGUUUUCUUUAACUUUGAAUAUUUCUUCUUUGAUAUGUUCAUAUAUCUGUAUACAAAAUAGAUUUAGAUAAUUGUUAGAUU
Molecule: messenger RNA, 1888 nt
Organism: Frieseomelitta varia
Lineage: Eukaryota; Metazoa; Arthropoda; Insecta; Hymenoptera; Apidae
Product: beta-1,3-glucosyltransferase
Exons: 10
Coding region: 186-1580 (464 amino acids)
Cellular component (GO): membrane
Molecular function (GO): acetylglucosaminyltransferase activity
Source: RefSeq, a predicted model, not a curated record